UUCCGGUCUCUCUGGCCUCGGCGGCAGAAGCAAGAUGACGAAGGGAACGUCGUCCUUUGGGAAGCGUCGCAAUAAGACGCACACGCUGUGCCGCCGCUGUGGCUCUAAGGCCUACCACCUUCAGAAGUCGACUUGUGGCAAAGGUGGCUACCCUGCCAAGCGCAAGAGAAAGUAUAACUGGAGUGCCACGGCUAAGAGGCGAAACACUACCGGGACUGGUCGAAUGAGGCACCUAAAAAUUGUCUAUCACAGAUUCAGGCAUGGAUUCCGUGAAGGAACGACACCUAAACCCAAGAGGGCAGUUGUUGCAGCAUCUAGUUCAUCUUGAGGAUUUCAAUCAGUCAUAAAAUAAAUGCUCUGGUUUCAAAGACAAAAAAAAAAAAAAAAAAAAAUCC
This is a messenger RNA of Meriones unguiculatus (Mongolian gerbil), 395 nucleotides long. RefSeq names its product large ribosomal subunit protein eL37-like. Gene Ontology annotation, biological process: translation. The coding region runs from base 35 to 328 and encodes 97 amino acids. The transcript has a single exon. NCBI's taxonomy places the organism in Eukaryota, Metazoa, Chordata, Mammalia, Rodentia, Muridae. Gene Ontology annotation, molecular function: structural constituent of ribosome; RNA binding. Gene Ontology annotation, cellular component: cytosolic large ribosomal subunit; ribosome. The record is from RefSeq and is a predicted model, not a curated record.